UCAGGGGGAGAGGGGAGAGGGCGGGGGGAGAGAGAGCGGGUGAGACCCAGAGAGAAGAACGAGAGAGAGGGGGAGACUGGGAGACACAGUAGGAUGGGUUUCAGACUGAAGGGGGUCGAUCAGGAAGCACUUGAACCCACGGUGGUGAUUUCUGGGGUGGAGAGGAUGACAUGGCCCCUCCCAGCAGACUCUGCAAAUCCUUGGACAGCCAGGCCACAAAGCUGUGCAUCCAGCCUCACCCCUCCCCAGCAGAGGACGGCUGGGAGAGGAGCAAGGUCUCUAGUCUGAACUUAGGCAUCGAGACCACGGGUGGGCUAGCCCCAGCAGAAGUCUAUUUGCCUGAGCUUUGAGGGGCCCCCUGAGAAAGAACCCAUCCUGGAGCAAAAGGGAACCCAUCCUAUGGGCUUGGCCCAUAACGAAGAUUGGUCCUCUGCAGGCAAGGAGUCUGAAUAUAAAAUCCCAAAGAGGAAAUCCCCAGGGCACACGUAGCUCUGGUCAGACAUUCCUCUAACAAGCAUCACUAUAGGAAGGGACAGAGAUACUCGUCCUGGUUUUGAAACAGAACAUAAAGCAGCACUGGCUCCCUGAGGGCUUGGGGUCCUCAGCUUUGGAAGGAAAAGAAAUACCCAUCAGCGGCCCAGCAGGAGGUGGAAGGCUGGUGGAUGCGGGUCCUGGCAGAUGCCCUGUGGUGGUCCCAGGCAGUGCUCACCCACAUGCAUGAGGCGUGCUCUGGACUUCUAGAAAUAAUUUGGGGCCACUUAUAGUGGGGUGAAGCUCCACCUAAGCUGGUAGAGGUCAGAACCAGGGAAACUUGGAUUAGACUUCUAAUGGGGUCCCACUUACGUGGGUGAGACCUGGGGAGAGCUGAGUUCCAUUAGGAAAGUGAAAAGUAGGGACCAGCUAGCAAGGUAAGACCUGACCCCUCCCACAGAAGUGCAACCUGGGGACCUUUGUUCUGGAAACGUUUUCUCUUGAAUCUUCCCACUUGUAGCAAGUGUCACGGGCCCUAAAUGUCAGCUUUGGACAGGGUUCUUCCUAGUCUCUCCCCUCUGCCCGUGGCCAUCUCAGACCCAUCAAGACCCCUGAUCAAACGCUACCUCUGAACACCAGGUGUGGGUGCAUGGGUGUCUGAGCGAGAGAGUGGGAGAGAGCAAGUGAGGCGGCAGCCCCAUUGCCCAGGCAGCUCUGAAAGACCGAGGUAAAAGACAGGAAGACGCUAAACACAGCUAUUUUAUUGUCUACCUGAUAAUUUUCUGUAAUUUCCAAAUUACUUUCUGUAAUUCCAAAAAGGCAAAUGUUGGGACUUCCCUGGCGGUCCAGUGGUUAAGACUCCACGCUUCCACUGCAGGGGGCACGGGUUCGAUCCCUGGUUGGGGAACUAAGAUCCUGCAUGCCGUGUGGUGCGGCCAAAAAAUAAUAAUAAAAUAAAAAAGAAAGAAAGAAAAAGGUAAAUGUUACUUUUUCUAAAUUAAAUGUAAAAAGUACAAAUAAGCAGUACUUUUCACAAGUUUCUGUGCUUUCCCUAUGGUCACUCCUGAGGUGUUUGAAGUUCUUUAUGUAAUAACCAGCAGGCGUAGAAGGCAUCCUGCCUGGUUGUGACAGAAGCCGUUCGGCUGGGCAGGUCAAACUUGACCAAUGUCUACCGCGUGGUACCCCACUUGGGGACAAGGACCUGUUGUGGAAGGAGACGGACAUUAGCAUUUUUCCCUGCUCACCUCCACCGACUCUCAGCUCAUCCAGAGAGAGUGAUUGACAGCCCCAAAGGCUGCUGGACAACUAUUUGAAAGAGGGGUCCACAGAGAGGCCUCCUCCACCUGUUACUCUUUUCUCUAUCACUUCACAUCCAUAGGGGUCCCUAAGCCCCGGGAGAAGGGUCAGGUGCAAAUCUGGUAAACCAAGAAGCUCUAGCAGUUGUCAACUUAAUUAGUCUUCAGGAAAAAUCUAUGGAUAUAUGAGCACAGUGGAGUUGCUAUGGAGACAGACCCAGGAGGCGCAUUUAGAACAGGGCCUCAUCACAUCACCUGAUAAAAAUAAGACCCAGGCUUUUUAAUAGAAUGAAUUACUUAAGUUUUAUAUUUAACAGGGGACAAUACCAAGGCUAUUACUGGUUUUCAGAAUAUUUUAGGAAUCCGAGCUGCCUGCUUCUGCAUAUGUUGGCAGCCAUCAUAGUAUAUGCUUGGCUGGCCAGCAUUUAGGAACAGGAAGGCCACGUGUCUCUCCCAUCCUUGAGAUGAGAGAUGGUCCUUCUCACUUUGGGCUUGUCCUCCUUUAACUGGGUGAGUGAUUUUCAAUGUGUUUCUGAGAAAAGACUGUAUUGUGCUCUGCAUUGGCCCCUUGCAUGUAUUGUUGCUGAUAUAUAAUAACCCUAUGUAGUAAUGGUCUCAUUUUGCAGAUGAACAAACGAGGCUCAGAGAGGUUCAAAAUUUUUCCAAGGUCACACAGCUAACAAGUGAUGGAGUUGGGAUUCAGAGCCAGGCGUCCCCCAUUCUGAAGCCCUUUGUUUUAUAAGAUGACAACCACGAUCUCUGCCUGAAGAAUCUAAAUGAAUCUAAAGAGAGUCACUAUUUUUGUUGAUAUUUGACACGGACCUUGUCAUGGUUUAAUCUCUCCUCCAAAGUGGUCCCACAGUGGGUGGGUUCCAAGAAGAAAUCCGCAGAGAUUCUGACCCCCUGCUGAUGAGCACCUCUCCAAUCAUUCAAGGCAAGUGUUCAUUUCAGACUAACUUCUUACCAUCCAACAGGCUGCCAGGCUGCCUCUUCCUUAAGUCAGAACACCAGCAUCAUGAACACAAGAUCCCAAAGUGAACACGGGUAAGGGAGUGUCUCCGCUGCUCUUGCAUGCAAGAGAAUGUAAAUGUAUGAAAUCUAGCUGGAAAUCCAACAUGACGGUUCUUUUUUUGACAGUUUGCCUUUGGAUUAUUCAAGACCCCCCUACUUUGCAGAGAGAUGCUUUCUUAUUAAUUAUGUUUUUUUUUUUUUUACUAGUUUUCUAACGAAGGCCUACCUAUGCCCAUAGGGUGCCAGUCUUUCCUUGUUGUGGGAAAGAUGGUGCUGGUGAUGAUAAAGCUGGGUGUGAGGUAAUGCAGGUGACAGGGAGGGGAAAGGUGGUAGGGAAGCUAGGGGCCCAAUGGUGAGGGCUAUGCUAAGCAGAGGUUCGUAUAUUCCCUCCCCAACUCCCCACAUUUUAGCAGCUGCAGGUAAUGAGAGAAAUCCCCUGGGCUUCAAGGGAUCUGGGCAAAACUGACAUGCCAGGCUUGGUGGAAAUCCUAAGCAAGACAUCAAUCCAAUGGACCAGGCAGAGGGGCAGAAGGCAGGUAGACUCCACAGACUGGAGGCCGGGACCCAGGCCAGGGCAGGAGCUUGGAAUCAGAGCGGAGGGAGCGAGGUCUCAGGGCAGGCCCUGAGCAGUGUGCCUUCCCCAGGCUGCCCACAGCCUCCAGCACGGGCGCUGGGCGAAGCAGCCUGUGCUGUUGAAAUAAUGCCGUGAGGACCCUUGGCAUGUAAUGAGCUCAGCGGACUCCGUGCAAAUCGAACUUCUACAUCAGGCCAUCGCGCGGAGGUUCAAAGCACAGGCUUUGGGCUCAGGCCGGCUUUAUACGUUCUGGCUUUGCCACUUACCAGCUAUGGUUACCCAGCACCUAAGCUCAGUCACUUAAGCUCUCCCCACCUCAGCUUCCUCAUCUGUAAAAUGGGAAUGAAUGACGUCAGUCAGAUGCCAAGGGUGAGCCCAGAUAGGAAAAUGGCCAGUGGCCAUGGCAAGGGCCAGAUGCAACUCCCACCCUGUUGGCUGGGUGAAUUCCAUGCCUGGGACGGAGAGCACUAGACCGCCCCUAGCCUUGCCUCCCUCCACGAUCCUCAGGACCCUUGGAUACCGCACCCCCAUCUCUGUCCUCUCUUGCUAAAGGGGUUCAGCCUUUCAGCAUCCCCCCAGGCUCUGUGGCCCUCAACCAUGAGCUCUUUCCAUGAAUAGGGUAAUGCGUGUGCCCCGGUCAUUGCCUGCCACCAAGACUGCCCCACCCCUGUCUUUACCCUUUGCCCUCUAAAUGAGGAAGCCAGCGCUGCCAGGCCAAGAACUUCUGCCCAAUUUGGGUCUUGGGUGGCCUCUGGCCUCCCUCUUCCCCGGGGCCCCUGGCCAACUCCUCCCUCCCCUCAGGGAUGCUCGCUGCUCACUUCAUUCCUGCUUCAUAGUUGGAAUGACAGUGGCUCCCAGCAUCCCUGGGUGCCGGGGGUCUGGGGAGGCCGCCAGGCCCAGCAGCAGGUUAGUGUUACAGCCCUGGAUGAGUGAGCCAGGCCAGCUGACGUCAGGGUGAUGAAGGGCGGCGGGGCGGGCCAGGCUGCUGAACUAUAAAGAUAGGUCAAAUCAAGCAGAACCAACUCGGGUCGGAGUGAGCGGGCCAGCUAGACCGCGUCCCCAAGCCAUGGUCCGUACCGGCCGCGGCUCAGCCCGGGUCCCUCUGCUCCAGACCCGAGUGCCCAGAGCAGGCUUUCGUUUCAUGUCAGCAGCCUUCAACUGCCUUCCAAAAAUAAGCCCCUGCCGCCAUGCGGAGGGGAGGAAAACAAGAAGGGCGGUAUUUUUAGGGCCAUUAAUUCCGACCACGUGCCUGAGAGGCAAGGUGGAUGGCCCUGGGACAGAGGCAGCUCAUCACUAUGUCCCGGGGAGCAGGACGUCUGCAGGGCACGCUACGGGCUCUCGUCUUCCUCGGCGUCCUCGUGGGCAUGGUGGUGCCCUCCCCUGCGGGCUCCCGCGCCAACAGCACGCUGCUGGCUUCGAGGGGCUGGGGCACCCUGCUGUCCAGGUCUCGGGCUGGGCUGGCUGGAGAGGUUGCUGGCGUGAACUGGGAAAGCGGCUAUUUGGUGGGCAUCAAGCGGCAGCGGAGGCUCUACUGCAACGUGGGCAUCGGCUUCCACCUCCAGGUGCCCCCCGACGGCCGGAUCAGCGGCACCCACGAGGAGAACCCCUACAGCCUGCUGGAGAUUUCCACAGUGGAGCGAGGCGUGGUGAGUCUCUUUGGGGUGAAAAGUGCCCUCUUCGUUGCCAUGAACAGUAAAGGAAGAUUAUACACCACGCCCAGCUUCCAAGAGGAGUGCAAAUUCAGAGAGACCCUCCUGCCCAACAAUUACAACGCCUACGAGUCAGACCUGUACCGAGGCACCUACAUCGCGCUGAGCAAAUACGGACGGGUGAAGCGGGGCAGCAAGGUGUCCCCGAUCAUGACCGUCACUCACUUCCUCCCCAGGAUAUAAGGACCCUGAAGGAAGGCUCACAGGUGGAAAGCAAUGUCUUUUCUGUUGGAAUUUUGCACAAGUGAACAAUCCCCCCCUCCCCCCAUGCCCCCCUAUUCGGGCUCCUUUUAUGCCUGGGGGGACCUGAGUCGGUUCCCUUGGCCACCGGACCCCAUGACACGUGACCCACCCAAGCGAGGGGUUGCAGCCGGCAUCCUAGAAUGGCAAUGGAUCCCAUGCUCUGACCUCAUCUGAGGAAAGACGGUCCAGAGACACUUGGGGGGUGGGACCUUGGGCACAGGAGAAGGCAGGGAGGAAGCGUGUGUGUGUGCUGGUGCAUAUCUGUACAUCUUGGUAUAUAUCGUCAGAACCAAGGCAUCUCGGAACAGCAGGCUCCUUCCUCCCGGGGUCAUCGCUUCAGGAAUCUGCCUGCAGGAAUGUCACCUGUCAACCCAGCAGGAUUGACACGUGCUCCCAUUCUGCCUCUUUCCAAUCACCUUUCCAUUCAGAGGCCACUGACUGCGCGGGUUGCAUGGAGGUGGGGGCAGCAGCUGUCCUCUAAGUGCAGGGAGGGCAGGGUGACAGGCAGUAAGAUUUAGCUGCUGACCAGGAGUGGGCAGGUACUCCGGGCAUCCUGCGUGUGAGGGCUCUGGGGACACUGGGACACAUCGUCAGGGAGGCUGGGGGAGAAGGGAUCCCCCUCUCGGAGGAAAGGGUAGAGCAGCGUCUCUGGCAGGGAAACCUGCUCGAAGCAGCGGGAGAGACUGAGUGUUCUAGAGAGAGCCUUUCUGCCUGGAAGUCAGUGCUGCGCGUAGCUCGAGAACAAGCUGGGGCCAGGCUGCCUGCCCAUAAUUUUUCCUCACCUUGAACCAGGUCUUAUUUUAACCUCAGAUGACAGGGAUCCUAAUAAUGGCAACCUCUUUGGCGAGGGGUGAGGGGGUACAAAAUAGGCCACGAAGGAAGUAGAGAGGCUUUGGACUACAGAUGCUAAUUCCUUUCCAGCAACGUCCAGGAAACUCACCCAAGUUCUCAUCUGAUACUCUCACUUCCUUCUCGGGCGUCCUCUGCCACAUGCGCUGGUGCCUGGGCGCAGCGGAAUCGGGCAUCGUGACCUCCGGAGUUUGCCCCCUCUGACCCCCCUACGGUAGGAGAGGAGUGAUAAUCCCGUGAAACAGAGCAGCCAAGCUGAAACAGCUCCUUGCCGUACCAUGCCUCCUUGCCUCCUGUCCUUGGAGAGUAUUUAAAGAAGAGGUGCCCCAAGCGACUAUAAAUGUUGUCCUCCUGGAGCCUUCAGAUUCCUGAACCAUUGGAACGUUCCUAAACCUGAAACAAGAGAGACCCGUAUCAGAGCACAGAUAUUUUCAGUGUCUGUGGCUUUGCAGAAUGAGCUGACACCCUCUGCGACUCUCGGGGGCCCCAGCCCGUGAGACAAGCCCUCAUCUGCUGCAAAUACCUUCGCCUUCGACAUACCUCUCUAUUUGCAGAGGUGGCCAUCUAUAGAUUGACCUGAGAUGAGCUGAGGAUAGAGGUUGGCAAUCCAAGGAAGAGACGCCCUACUGGCUGUCUCCCCGCCUGGCACAUAUCAGGGCAGGUGCAUGCUGGGGGAGGAAGAAAAGGCUGCACCACGGGGGGCGAAGACGGAACGGACAGUAAGAGCUCAGGACGAGAGUGGUGAAACCUUGGAUAGAAACUGGACCGAGUUGAGGUCUUGGUCAAGCAGAAGGGGGAGAAAAUUGGUCCAUCUUGA
Messenger RNA from Orcinus orca (killer whale), 6969 nucleotides. RefSeq names its product fibroblast growth factor 6 (gene FGF6). Gene Ontology annotation, cellular component: cytoplasm. Lineage: Eukaryota; Metazoa; Chordata; Mammalia; Artiodactyla; Delphinidae. The transcript is spliced from 3 exons. Bases 4617 to 5243 code for a protein of 208 amino acids. Gene Ontology annotation, molecular function: fibroblast growth factor receptor binding; growth factor activity. The record is from RefSeq and is a predicted model, not a curated record. Gene Ontology annotation, biological process: fibroblast growth factor receptor signaling pathway; positive regulation of cell population proliferation; regulation of cell migration.